AUGUCAUCACUUGGUGACACAGCCACUGGAGAUCAGUUUCAGAGAUUGGUUGAGAGAGCAUUCAAGAGACGCAUGAAGAUUGACCAAAUCAAUGGAUUCGGUAUUCGUGUAUCUGUUCCCAAACCAAAAAGAGGAAGACCAAAGGCGUCAGAGAAGAUCGAGUUCGAGAAGAUUGGCAUAUCAUUUCCAGUAGUCGAGAGAUCAGUAUAUAUCGAACAACGAGAUGGUCAGCUGAAUAUCCCAAAGCACUUUGGUAUGAACACACUCUACAUUAUAUCUUCUCCAACAUUUCCCUACAUCCUCUACAAUCCCUCGACCAACUCGAUCUAUUUCGUUCAAGUAUCAUUAUCAUCAUUCCAACAACAUGAAUCAAGUAGGCCAAUAUCCCCAUCUUUCAACGACAUCGACAACUGCACAAGUAUUGCCUCUGGCACACAGGCAAUCACAGGAAAGAAGUGCUCGACUUCCAUCACUGAGCAAGAACUCCAAUUCGACGCCGAUAGUGUAACAGCCCACUUCAUCUACAUUACUUGGUCAACUUUGGAGAAACAGCGCCCUCUCUAA
Messenger RNA from Acytostelium subglobosum LB1, 564 nucleotides. RefSeq lists its product as hypothetical. The record is from RefSeq and is a predicted model, not a curated record. Lineage: Eukaryota; Evosea; Eumycetozoa; Acytosteliales; Acytosteliaceae. The transcript has a single exon. The coding region runs from base 1 to 564 and encodes 187 amino acids.